Aphidius gifuensis is the source of this 1580-nucleotide messenger RNA. It is a transcript of the gene Ids, whose product is annotated as iduronate 2-sulfatase. Lineage: Eukaryota; Metazoa; Arthropoda; Insecta; Hymenoptera; Braconidae. The transcript is spliced from 7 exons. Gene Ontology annotation, molecular function: iduronate-2-sulfatase activity. The coding region runs from base 1 to 1545 and encodes 514 amino acids. The record is from RefSeq and is a predicted model, not a curated record.
AUGUAUUUAAUUAUUUUUCGCAGUUUUUUUUUAUUAUUAUUGAUAGAAAAAUGUAAGGGUAGACCAAAUUUUAUUUUUAUAAUUGUUGAUGAUUUACGACCAGCACUUGGAUGCUAUGGAGAUGUAAAUUCCUGGUCACCAAAUAUUGAUAAUUUAGCUCGAAAUGGAUUUUUAUUUACUCAAGCUUAUGCACAGCAAUCAUUAUGUGCACCGAGUAGAAAUUCAUUAUUAACUAGUCGAAGACCUGACACACUGAAGCUCUAUGAUUUCUACAAUUACUGGAGAAAUACAGUUGGAAAUUUUACAACUUUGCCACAACAUCUCAAAGACAAUGGCUAUAUUACAAAAUCAAUUGGAAAAAUAUUUCAUCCUGGUAUUAGCUCAAAUUAUUCUGAUGAUUCACCUUAUUCUUGGAGUGAUACACCUUUUCAUCCAUUUACUAAUCGUUUUAAAGACUCACCAGUUUGUCCAGCAGCUGGAAAUUCAUCAGCAAAAAAUCUAGUGUGUCCAGUAUCAUUGUCAUCUAUGCCAAUGAAAACUCUGCCAGAUAUUGAAAAUCUAAAUGCUGCAAAUGAUUUUUUAGCUAACUAUAAAAAUAAGCUUUUAUCUAAACCAUUUUUCCUUGCUGUUGGUUUCGAAAAACCUCAUAUUCCUCUUAAAUAUCCUAAAAAAUAUUUAGAUUAUCAUCCAAUUGAAAAAUUUAAAUUACAUAAUUAUUAUUGGCCAAAAAAUGUUAGCAGUGUAGCAUAUAAUCCUUGGACUGAUAUACGAGAACGUCAAGAUGUCGAAGGACUAAAUUUAAAAUUUCCUUGGCAAAAAAUACCACAUUAUUUUGGUAAAAAAAUUGUACAAUCAUAUUAUGCUGCUUUGUCGUACAUUGAUGAUCUUGUUGGACAACUUUUAAAGAAAAUUUAUACUUUAAAUUUGGAAAAUAAUACUAUCAUUGUACUGACAUCUGAUCAUGGAUGGUCACUUGGACAACAUUCACAAUGGGGUAAAUAUAGUAACUUUGAUGUUGCCUUGAAAGUUCCAUUGAUAAUUUCAUUGCCAAAUCAUCGAAAUAAUUUUGAUAAAAAUAUAAAUUCAAUUGUCGAACUUGUUGAUAUAUUUCCAACAAUUGCUGAGCUUGCUGGAUGUCCAAUUAAAUCUUGUACAAAUUCAAAAGAUAAUCUUUGCAGCGAAGGUAUCAGUUUUGUUCCUCUUAUUAAUGCAAACAUUAAAAAUCAGACAAUAAAAUGGAAACAAGCAGCAUUCAGUCAAUAUCCACGUCCAGGUAUAGAACCAACUUGGCAUCCAAACAGUGAUAAACCACGUCUUGAUGAAAUAAAAAUAAUGGGUUAUACACUACGAACAAAACACUAUCGAUAUACAGCUUGGAUUAAAUUUAAAAAUAAAAAAGCAUACUGGAAUAAAAUAUUAGCUGAAGAAUUAUAUGAUCAUCGUCAUGAUCCAAAUGAAAUGUCAAACUACUCAAAUGAUCCAAUGUAUAAAAAAUUAAAAACAAAAUUAAAUACAUAUCUAAAAAAUAGAUGGUAUAAUUUUUAAUAAAAUAAACAAUUAACAUUUAUAAUUAAACAAAA